GUUAAUUUCAUUAUUUCAAUGUAAAAAUUCAUAUUGAAAAAAAAUAAUUUAAUUUAAUGAUGUUUAUAUAAAAAUAUGUUAAUCUAAUAUUUUUAAUGGAGAAAAUGGGUGACAAAUUGGAAAAUAUUAAUCCCAAAUUAUAUAAAAAAAUAGAUGAAAGGCAAAUUACUGCAGAAGAUGAAGAUGAAGAUAUUGUAGAUGAAUUUGAUGCACGAGAAAUUUUUGAUAUGAUUAGAAAUAUUAAUGAUCCUGAACAUCCUUUAACUUUAGAAGAAUUAAAUGUGGUAGAACAAAGUCUUAUUGAGAUUGAUAAUAAAGCAAACAUAGUUCACGUAAAAUUUACUCCAACAAUACCACAUUGUAGUAUGGCAACAUUAAUUGGUUUAUCUAUUAGAGUACAAUUAUUGAGAGUUUUACCCUCAAGAUUUAAAGUUAGUGUUGAAAUUACUCCAGGUACUCAUAUAUCAGAGACAGCAGUAAAUAAACAAUUGGCUGAUAAAGAAAGAGUAGCAGCUGCUCUUGAAAAUAAUCAUCUACUUGAAGUAAUUAAUCAAUGUGUUGAUAUAAAAUUUUAAUAUUAUGAAAUCUAUAAAUUUAUUUAUAGAUUUAAAAGAUAUUAUAUAAUUCAUUAUUUUUUUAUUUAUUGAAUUAAGUUUUGAAUUAUUACAAUUAGAUCUAUAACUAAUUAAAUAAAGAAAUAUUAUGUACAAGAUUUCGUACAUAAAAUAUUAUUUUUUCAUUGCUGACAUUG
Messenger RNA from Apis florea (little honeybee), 751 nucleotides. It is a transcript of the gene galla-2, whose product is annotated as MIP18 family protein galla-2. Lineage: Eukaryota; Metazoa; Arthropoda; Insecta; Hymenoptera; Apidae. Gene Ontology annotation, cellular component: cytosolic [4Fe-4S] assembly targeting complex. The record is from RefSeq and is a predicted model, not a curated record.